This is a messenger RNA of Mesocestoides corti, 600 nucleotides long. NCBI's taxonomy places the organism in Eukaryota, Metazoa, Platyhelminthes, Cestoda, Cyclophyllidea, Mesocestoididae. The record is from the annotation of a GenBank genome assembly.
AUGACUUCAGCGGUUGUAAACCCUUCUCUCAGCGGUGAUGAUACCAAAGGUCCAGUGACGAAGGGUAUUCCAAAGGCGACCUUUAUCGAGGACGUUGACGAAUACCUCAGGGCCAAUGGCUACGCGACGAUCCGUGACGCUAUGCAAGCUCUGGACCAACUUUACCAAAAAUACAAACUAAUGGAACAGGCCUUCCUCCAGCGCAAACUCCGUCUCUUACAGCAAAUGCCUGAUAUCACAAAAACUUUAGAUGUCGUGAAUCAUUUGGAAACAAAGAAUGAGAACUUUGAUGUGACGUUUGAGGUUGCUGAUCAGCUCUACGCUCGUGCACACAUCGACAGGGCUGAUAAGGUAGGCCUUUGGUUGGGCGCCAAUGUUAUGCUAGAAUAUGACCUUAAGGAGGCGAAGGAAAUUCUCUUGGCCAAUCUCUCAGCCGCCGAGACCUCCAUGGCCGACGUAGAGGAGACGCUGUCUUUCUUGAAGGAGCAGACGACCACAGUCGAGGUCAGCAUGGCUCGGCUUCACAACCUCAACGUUAAACGGAACCAAGCCGCCGCCGCUGCUGCUGCCAACGCCUCCAGCAAUGGAGGAAGGAAGUGA